AUGUCGUCAAAGGAGAACACUCGGAUCUUGUCGGUCCGUCGAUUGAACAAAGAAGGCCCUGGGGCCAAGUCCCUUUCAGAAUGGUGGGAUAGUGAGCGCAGCAACAAAACACCAGAAGCUACCGCGAUCGAGGAGGCUGCUCAACUUCUCCGGACGAGCAAUAUCCCUGUUGCGUUUCCUACAGAGACAGUGUACGGGUUGGGCGCCGAUGCGACACGAAGCGAUGCGGUGCAAGGGAUCUACAAGGCCAAGCAGAGACCGUCGGACAAUCCGUUAAUUGUGCAUAUCGACUCACUCGAAAUGUUGGAGCGGCUACUCAACCCGCAGGAAUCGGGUUCUACGAGCGCAUCCGAUAGCCCAAGAAACUCAAUUCCUUCCGUCUAUCAGUCUUUGAUUGCCCGUUUCUGGCCAGGUCCUCUUACGAUUCUUCUUCCUAACCCAUCUGGAUCGCUUCUGGCGAAGGAAGUUACUUCUAAAUUGACGACGUUUGGGGCGCGCAUGCCUUCUUCGCCGCUUGCACGGCUGUUGAUCCAUGUUGCGGACCGGCCGCUGGCGGCUCCCUCGGCGAACGCAUCGACCAAACCAUCCCCGACAGCGGCGGAGCAUGUGUAUCAUGAUCUUGAGGGCCGUAUCGAGCUAAUUCUUGAUGGUGGCUUAUGCGGCGUCGGUGUUGAAAGUACUGUGGUUGAUGGCCUGUGUGAUCCACCAGCAAUCUUGCGACCAGGCGGUAUUGGCAUUGAAGAGAUCCGGGCAUGCGCGGGAUGGGAAAAUGUACAACUUGGAUACCAUGAUGGUACUCUCGACGUCAAAGAGAUCCCUCGGGCACCGGGUAUGAAAUACCGACACUAUUCUCCCAAGGCACGUGUAGUACUUUUCGAGGCUGGCUCCAAGGAGCAGUCUGUGACCAAGCAUAUCCGCAAGGACUUGGAAGACACGGCGAUUGGGGCACAUAUGAUCGGUAUUGUACGAACGAAGCACUGGAAGCGGGGUCUCGGAUUAUUGUCUGAUGAAGAGAUCGAGAAAACCCUCAAACCCCUUCCGUCAUUGAUUGACGGCCUUGCAGGCUUCUCUGUUCCAAUCAGGGGCAACUCUGGCCGUAGUCCUGCAUUCAAGGAGGCCUUUGAUUGCCAUCUCGGACCCGACGUCGAGUCCAUUGCGCGCGGGCUCUUUGCCGCACUGCGGGCCAUGGAUGAAAUGGAAGUGGAUGUCAUCUAUGUAGAGGGAAUCUCAGACCAACAAGGUGACCGCGCAGCUGCCGUCAUGAAUCGUCUCCGUAAAGCUGCGGGGGCAGAAUUGCGAGUCUAA
This is a messenger RNA of Aspergillus nomiae NRRL 13137, 1305 nucleotides long. RefSeq names its product L-threonylcarbamoyladenylate synthase. The transcript has a single exon. The coding region runs from base 1 to 1305 and encodes 434 amino acids. The record is from RefSeq and is a predicted model, not a curated record. Gene Ontology annotation, molecular function: tRNA binding; double-stranded RNA binding; nucleotidyltransferase activity. NCBI's taxonomy places the organism in Eukaryota, Fungi, Ascomycota, Eurotiomycetes, Eurotiales, Aspergillaceae. Gene Ontology annotation, cellular component: cytoplasm. Gene Ontology annotation, biological process: regulation of translational fidelity.